UCAUGUGACUGCCAAACUUUGUGCGUCUGCUUGCUUUCCACUUUCUUCCCUCCGAGUCUCUUAUAAGCAGGGAAAGUUUGACAAGUGUGCCUCAGUUUCUCCUUAGUCGCUUACUUGGAUUUGGUGACUGAUCUUCAGAGGUGACGGAGUAAGUCCCUACAGGGCUCUCCUCUCUUUAUUUCUCUCCAGCUAGAACUCCCUCAAGAUGGGUGACUGGAGUGCAUUGGGAAGACUUCUUGACAAGGUGCAGGCCUACUCCACGGCCGGAGGAAAGAUCUGGCUCUCUGUGCUCUUCAUCUUCCGGAUCCUAGUUCUGGGAACAGCAGUGGAGUCGGCCUGGGGUGACGAGCAGUCAGCUUUCAAGUGCAAUACCCAGCAGCCCGGUUGCGAGAACGUCUGUUAUGACAAAUCAUUCCCCAUCUCGCACGUGCGCUUCUGGGUGCUUCAGAUCAUCUUCGUGUCCACGCCUACGCUCCUGUACCUGGCGCACGUGUUCUACCUGAUGCGCAAGGAGGUCAAGCUCAACCGCAAAGAGGAGGAGCUGAAGGCCGUGCAGAAUGACGGUGGCGACGUCGAGGUCCAUCUGAAGAAGAUUGAGCACAAGAAGUUCAAGCACGGCCUGGAGGAGCACGGCAAGGUGAAGAUGAAGGGCGCCCUGCUGCGCACCUACAUUGUCAGCAUCAUUUUCAAGUCCGUCUUUGAGGUGGCCUUCCUGGUCAUCCAGUGGUACAUCUAUGGCUUCACCCUGUCCGCUGUGUACACAUGCGAGCGUUCGCCCUGCCCCCAUCGGGUGGACUGUUUCCUCUCUCGGCCAACGGAGAAGACCAUCUUUAUUAUUUUCAUGCUGGUGGUUUCGCUCGUCUCGCUUUUGCUCAACAUCAUAGAGCUCUUCUACGUGCUCUUCAAACGGAUCAAGGACCGUGUGAAAGGCCAACAAAACCAGUUCCCCACCGGCACCUUGAGCCCUACACCGACCAAACUGUCCACGACCAAAUAUGCCUACUACAAUGGCUGCUCCUCGCCGACUGCACCGCUCUCACCCAUGUCGCCUCCGGGCUACAAACUAGCCACCGGCGAGCGGACCAACUCUUGUCGCAAUUACAACAAGCAGGCCAACGAGCAAAACUGGGCCAACUACAGCACAGAACAGAACCGUUUAGGCCAGAACGGCAGCACCAUCUCCAAUUCGCACGCUCAGGCCUUCGACUUCCCCGACGACACGCACGAUCCCAAGAAACUGACGCCAGGCCAUGAGCUGCAGCCACUGGCGUUGAUAGACGCCCGGCCGUGCAGCCGCGCCAGCAGCCGCAUGAGCAGUCGAGCGAGGCCCGACGACCUGGACGUCUAGCCGUGCGACUCAGUGCCGCGUCACGACGCUAAAGGACUGACACAGGCAGUGAGAACUCCUGUACUGAGGGGGCGGGGCAAGUUCCUCUCUCUAGACUCUAGUCGAUACAGAGACAUAAAAUUACUCACACUGCUGGAGGUACUAUUCAUUAAUAAUGAUGUUGAAACUAGCAGAGCUAACAUGCCCUAACAACCGAACAGCUAGUGGACUCAAAGGGGCACAAGUGGGGCCAAACCUGGCGUGUCUCUCGAUUCUGCCCACCAGAAUAUGCCUUGGUGAUGUGAUUGAUUUUGUUUGCUUGUUCGCAUUGGGUUUAUUAAAAUGCCACACAACGAUUCCACUUUAACAUGUUGCACUCCUACAGUUUGUGUAGAUUUGUGUUCUAACCCCCCCUAUGGUUACGUCACUCGUUUGCAUGACAUCAAAUCAGUCAUGAAUUAAUAUUUAUUUAUUCAUAAAGAUUAACAGGAUAUCCACCACUAGAUGAAGAUUGACUACUACUCAAGGUCAUGUCUACAUAAUUAAUACCAUCCAAGUGCAUAUUUAUUGACAAUAAUCCAAAUUUCAGCAAUACAUUCAUCAACAAAUAUGGAUUUUUAUUAAUCACAGUGGACUGUCAUUUUCCUGAUAAACUUUGAAUUUAUGUGGUGUCGGUUUUUGUUAUUUGAUGAUAUUUGUUGUUUUUUUUUGGGUGGUGGUAUGAAUUAGAAAUGUCUAUGUGUGGGACUGAGCUGCUGUACAAAUUGUUACACGGCUUGAUUUUCUUUUCUGCAUUUUGAUUUUUACUGAAAUUGUCCUAAAUAGUGUGAGAGAGAAAGGCUUUACUUUUGUUCUCUUUUCUUUAAAAAAAACAAAAAAAAAAAUGGCAUUUUAUUUUCCUUUGUUUCUUUUUGGAGGGCAGACGGAAUGAAUUAGUUUUGAAUUAGAAUGAGUAGAAUUAAUGUCUUAACUUUGAAGUGAAUGACCUUUAACUCAAUGUAAUCAUUGCUGCUUGAGAGAUAGAGUUUUAGUACUGUAAAUCAAGCUAUUUCACAAAUGUGAGUUUUUUUUAGAAGACUGCUUUUUAGAGCUGGACUAAUAUUUAGUCAGUUAUAUUAAGAGAUAUAUGCCAGCGUAGCUCCACAACUACCAAACACUAGUAGAUGAAAUUUCAUUUAUGGACAUUCUUUUUUUGAUUUUUCAAAUUGUGCAUCAUAGUAUUGGUACUCAUUUGCAGAGGCUCAUGGAUUUUUCAGCUACAAUGGUGUUUGCACUGAGAUUUUGGCUAGGGUGUUAUUUGAUGCAAAAAUGACGAGAAGUUCUCUGUUAUGCACGUAACUAAUUUAUUUUACAACACACUACGAGGCGUAAAAUCACUACACUUUAACAGUGCUCUCACAGAAUCCUUGGGUUUGGGCCAUUGAGUGGCUAAGGCAAGAUUUUGCAUCUGGUAAAUAGCGCAUAUUGGGUUUUAAAUCAGAACAACACUGAUGUAAUGCCAUUCCAUGGGAAUCCGCUGUCGUAGAGUGUGCAUGGCAGUGGAAAAACCGAGCAAUCAAACAAAAACGGACAUUAAUCAAAUCUGUGAAAAAGCAAUUUAACCAAUAAAGAUUUUUUCUGUCAUUUUGUA
This is a messenger RNA of Ctenopharyngodon idella (grass carp), 2957 nucleotides long. RefSeq names its product gap junction protein alpha 1b (gene gja1b). The record is from RefSeq and is a predicted model, not a curated record. The coding region runs from base 206 to 1348 and encodes 380 amino acids. Gene Ontology annotation, cellular component: connexin complex. Gene Ontology annotation, biological process: heart development; cell-cell signaling. Lineage: Eukaryota; Metazoa; Chordata; Actinopteri; Cypriniformes; Xenocyprididae. Gene Ontology annotation, molecular function: transmembrane transporter activity. The transcript is spliced from 2 exons.